CACAGACCAAAAAUAUUAAUAAUAUAGUUUCUUUAUUAAAAAAAGAAAAAACUCUUUCAGUGUAGAACCCUAGAAGCUUUCAUUUUCAUGGAAAAUCUCAGACAUUCUCGGAAAACAAACGGAGGUUCUUCUCAGGCUACACUCACCGAGCGAACGACAACUUGCAAUGGCGCUGCUAACUUCUCAGGCAAAACCAUGUACGACGAUGUUUUCGGUGGUCCGCCGAGGUUCGGUACUGCUAGUGGUCCGACUUUGUCACCGAGGCCCGAGGACUACAUCGAGAUUUUCGGCGGAUUUCAUGCGUCUCGAGGCGCGUCGAUUCCGGUGUUAGAUCUUCCCUUGGUAGACGACAACGACGAGGUGAUGUUUGAUGUACGGAACCCGAGGUUUAACUACGCCGAGGUUUUCGGCGGAUUUGACGGCUUGGACUUCGCUGCUUCGUACGAGGAGCUGAUGAGACAAGCCAAUGGUGGAGAUGAUCAUGAUUAUGAUGGUGAUUCAUCUGAAGAAGCUUGGAUGCAGGCAGAAACUGAGUCUAUGUCAGAUGGCUCAGAUCAUUCUGGAAAGUAUCAGUGCUUCUCGAAUGGAGAUUAUUGUGAGCCGAUUGAUAUCUGUAUGGAGUUCAAUAUAUCAUAUCAUAAGGCUAAUCUUGGAAACAACAGAGACAUGUCAAUAGGGGUUACGCAUGUUGCUGAGCUGCAUGCUGGUCCUGAAAAUGCUUGCAUAAUUGAAACUCCCUUGCAAAAGGCAGACAACAACAAUCCACCAUUGCAUGUGACUGAUGAUAUUGAUCUUGAGUUCACUGGGAGAGUUACAAAGGAAAAACAUCUUAGGAAACCUGUGUCCCAUCCUUCUAACUGGACUGCUGGUGAACAAACAUAUACAAAUGACUUAACUCGAAGAAAUGGCUCUUGUUCUAAUGAGAUGUUAGUAACAAUUUCAGAUAUCAACCUAAGAACAGUGCCAUCUGAUGGGCCACCUCCCUCUAGACCUCCGCCAUUUGUUGAUGUUAAAAAUAGAGACCAUCAAAAGGUUCAACAUGUUGCUUCUGGAGAGAGAAUGGGUGAUUGUUCGCCUUCUUUCUUUGAUGUUGAGAUAGAUGCAAGUUCAGCUGCUGCAGCCUCUGCUGCUACUAUGAAAGAAGCAAUGGACAAAGCUCAAGCAAAGCUGAAAAGUGCAAAAGAACUACUGGAGAGGAAGAGGGAGGGCAUCAAAAACUCUACAAAACUAGGUUCAAAGUCCGAUGGAAACGGUAAAAAGGAAAGGCCCAGUGAGGCUGUUGGUGGGUCCAGUGAUAUAAAGGAUGAGACAGGGCAUGGCAUGUACGGAAAAAAAGACAGUGGAAUGAAAAUAUCUGUUAGAGAGGAGAGGCAAAAGGCUGUGAAAAUCCAGGCACCUGAUUCACUGGAAGGUGAGAAACAUUUUAAUGUGCCCAAAAGAUUUGUAAUUGAGAAGCAUGGGAAGGAAUCCCAAUCAAUUCAAGAGUUUGAUGAAAUUGAUGGAGAUGAUGAAUGGCAGGAAGCAACUCAAUUUUUUGAAUUGGUUAGAACAGAUAAGUUAAGAACGGGUUUUGAGCAGACAAACAAUGAGAAAGUUUUGGUCCAGAGCUCGAAAUCUCAUGAGCUUCAGCAUAAAGCUAAAAAGGCAAGCAUCGGAGCUCUGGAGCAGCAAUUAGAAAGCGAUAAGAAAGUAGAAGCUGCUAGGGAAGACCAUGAACUGGAAAAAGUUGAGAGGGACAUGAAAACAGCAAAAGAAAGUUGUGAAAGGGGGGAAUCCACCAGAAUAUCAAAGCCAGCUAAAGAGGCCCGUAGGCAUAAAGGGCAUGAGAAAAAGGUAAAAGCAGCUUUAGAGGUUAGUGAACUGGAGGAGAAUGGGCAAUCUAUAUUAUCACGGAAACCUUUGGAAAAUGGUAAGAAAUCAACUGGAGCUGAUGAAUUAGUAAAACGUAAGAAGCAGGUAAAUGGUCAACAAAAAGGAAAUAAAGUUGAGGUUGGGCAGGCUAUGGAACAAAGAGUGAAUGGGCAGCAGGAGAAAGAGACUAGUAAAAGUAUUGAAAACACGAACAGAGUCAAGGAGUGUCAAGAAAGGGAAGAUGAGAAGAAAAGCUGGGGAGAGGUUUCUGAGCAGGAAAAAAAUGAGGCAAAACUUGAACAAGUUCUUGUAGAAGCAGAGAAUGAGAAGAGGCUGAGAGAGGCUGUUGAGCAGGAAGAAAAAGAGAAGAGAUUGAAGGAAGCUCGUGAACGAGAAGAAAUCAAGAAGAAGGAGGAGGCACAAGAACUAGAAGAAAGUGAGAAGAUAUGGAGAAUGGCUCUUGAACAGAUAGAGAAUGAGAAAAGACUAAAACGAGCAUGCCUGCAGGAAGAAAAUGAGAGAAGACAGAGAAAGGCUCUUGAAGAGGAAGAGAUGGAGAAGAAACAAAGAGAGGCUCAUGAGAAAGAAGAAAGUAAGAAAAGAGCAAAGCAAAUUACUGAGCAAGGAAAAGAUGAGAGACAAGAAAAGGAGGUUAUUGAAAGAGAGGAAACCGAGAAUAGACUAAAAGAGGCUUGCAAAAAAGAAGCAAUUGAUAAAAGGCUCAAAGAAGCUUGUGAAAAAGAAAACAAUGAGAAAAUGCUAGAGGAGGCAAUUGAGCAAGCAGAUUAUAGCAAACCAGUGAAAGAGGUCCAAGAUACAGAAUGUGAAGUCGAACAAAAAGUUGUUGAGCAGGAAGAAACUGAAGAAUUGCAGGGAUUAAACUAUGCGUACCAGCAAACUGAAAGGGGUGAAAACGGGAAGAAACACAAAAUUGCUGAAGGGACUCAUCAGCAUGUAGAAGGAGAGGAUCCUGUGGUAUAUGAUGAGGUAAAUAAACUGGAUUUUAGAAAGAAAUGCCAAGAAAAUCAAUUUGUUGGAAAUAAUGAUCAAAACUGUGAUGAGGUAGAAGAAACUGAAGAGUCUCGAAAGACGGAGGCUGAAUUCAGAGACGGUGAAAAGAAAUCAGAAGCAGUGACUAAAGGGGAUGUUGAUGGAAAGGUGAAUGCAUCUGGAACGGCACCUUGUGACUUAGAAGCUAAAGUUAAUCAGUUUAGAAAGGUUGAUGUCUCAGUCUUGUGUCAGCAAGAUGACGGUGCGAAGAAAGCUGGUGAAGCUGGGAUUGGCAUUGGAGAAAGAAAUGCUGAGAAGAUUAACAGUGUCCCUGGAAUGGACUCUGAUAAUGACAAUCAAGGGUUGAAAAUUGCUUAUGAAUGGAGGGAAAGAACAAGAAAUAUCAAGGAGGCCUCAGUUCCCUCCCAUCUUGAAGAAAAUAAGGUUAAGGAUGUGUCAGCUCAAGGUGUGAAAGAGUCUUUUGAAACUGGAAGGGAACCAGAAGAUGCCAAGGCAUCUGCGUUGCAAGAGAAAGGAAGAAUUCAGAGAACAGUUCAGCAGGUUAAGAUAAGUCAGAGCAUAGAAAUGAAAGACAAGAAUAUUAAUAAGAGCCUUACACCAGAAGAGAGGGAUGCUGAAAGGUUGCAAAGAGAAAGAGAACUGGAAAUGGAACGUCUUAGAAAGAUGGAAGAAGAAAGAGAGAGGGAGAGGGAAAGGGAAAAAGAUAGGAUGGCUGUUGAUAGAGCAGCACUUGAAGCUCCUGAAAGGGGAUAUGCUGAAGCCCGUGAGAGGGCAGAAAGGGCGGCUGUAGAAAGAGCAACUGCUGAAGCUCGUCAAAGAGCAAUGGCCGAGGCACGUGACAGAUUAGAGAAGGCAUGUGCAGAAGCUAGGGAGAAGUCUUCUAUGGAGGCCAGGGUCAGGGCAGAGCGUGCUGCUGUGGAGAGAGCAACUGCAGAGGCUCGAGAGCGUGCUGUGGAAAAAGCUAUGGCUGAAAGGGCUGCUUUUGAGGCAAGAGAGCGAGUAGAACAGUCUAUGUCAGAUAAAUUUUCAACUUCUUCUAGAAAUAGUGGAAUGAGAACAAGCUCUUCAUCCUCUGAUCUACAGGAUCAGCAUUUUCAGAGCACUGGCUCUUUUGGUGGUUUAAGAUACCCGUAUGCCUAUGCUUAUAAUGGAGUUGAAGGUGAAACAGCUCAGAGGUGUAAAGCUAGACUGGAGAGAUAUCGACGAACAGCUGAACGUGCAGCAAAAGCUCUUGAAGAAAAGAAUAUGCGUGAUCUUCUUGCUCAAAGAGAACAAGUGGAAAGAAAUAGAUUAGCAGAAACUCUGGAUGCUGAUGUCAAGAGGUGGUCGAGUGGGAAAGAAGGGAACCUGCGUGCAUUGCUUUCAACUUUACAAUAUAUCCUUGGGUAUGAGAGUGGUUGGCAGCCAAUUCCACUAACAGAAGUUAUAACUUCAGCUGCUGUUAAGAAAGCUUACAGGAAAGCCACUCUUUGUGUUCAUCCUGACAAAUUACAGCAACGUGGUGCAAGUAUUCAGCAGAAGUACACUUGUGAAAAGGUCUUUGAUCUUCUAAAGGAAGCUUGGAACAAAUUCAAUUCAGAAGAGCGGUAGUGCAAUCUUAGUAUG
Molecule: messenger RNA, 4467 nt
Organism: Durio zibethinus
Lineage: Eukaryota; Viridiplantae; Streptophyta; Magnoliopsida; Malvales; Malvaceae
Biological process (GO): clathrin-dependent endocytosis; clathrin coat disassembly
Cellular component (GO): cytoplasm; intracellular membrane-bounded organelle; vesicle
Molecular function (GO): clathrin binding
Source: RefSeq, a predicted model, not a curated record